Ceraceosorus bombacis is the source of this 1702-nucleotide messenger RNA. Lineage: Eukaryota; Fungi; Basidiomycota; Exobasidiomycetes; Ceraceosorales; Ceraceosoraceae. The record is from the annotation of a GenBank genome assembly.
AUGCGAGCGAGAGGAGAGAGGGUGCGAAGCCAAGCUCCUUGUCCUUACUCUUUGACGAAAGGUCAGAGAAAGUUGGUAGCGUACGAAUGCCCCGUCUCUGGCUGGCCUACGCAUGCAGGGAGAGAAGAGUGGGAGCUGGACACGGAGAAGGGCAAAUACAUGGCUAGGCUGCGAGAGGCCAAUGAGGACGAGCACGAUCUCAGGAGCGGCAGGGACAUUGCAGAGUUCAAGCUGCCCGGUGAGUACUGUGAAAGCCAAGGCAAUCAAGGUGAUCGUCCCCCCCCGGUCUGCUCACGCGCUCCAACGCGAUCUUGUGCGUUUGCAGCCCACCAGGGCUUUGAGGAAGUCAUCAAUUUCAGCUCGUGGGACGUCUACUUUUACACUCGUAAUCACAACUCCAUAGAGACGGACAGGCCGAGGAGGCACGUUACCAGGCUGUUGACCUUUCCCACCACGAUUGCUGGAGCUCUGCACGAGAACAGUCCAUACACCAGGAGAUCGAUGCGGCUGACUCACGAAGGUUUGCGAAGCAUGGUUGGUGAGUGUCUGGUCCAAGUCUCGUGAGACAAGGACUGGCAUUCUUACAAACUCAGAUCACGCUGACCACUGAUUUGCGGGCUCGUACCCAUCCUCGGUGCAGCCUUGAGACAGACCUUGCACCCUAAGCUUGGCGAAAAGCCCACGCUGGACGUCGUUCGCCUCAUCGUCGUCGGAGCUCGAGCAGAGUCUACGUUGCCACCUCAAGUCUGGGAUCAGCUGCAAUACAUAUUCCCAGGCGUCGCUUUCCACGUCUUCCUCAUCGGCCCAGAAGCUGUCCCCAAUCAGCAAAAGGACAGCGCAUACGUGACGGGACCUUCUCGACAGCCUCGCAAGAGCCGCUAUGGUGUGCCUAGCAGUACGGUGGUUGUCUCAAGAGGAUUGACUAUCACAACGUUGCAAGCACCUUACGAAGAUGUGCACGCUCAAUUGGAACCUUUUGACCCAUACACCGACGUCUUUUUCGCCUUCUCACCAGGCUUUGGUUUUCCCUCUCAGCUAGCUGUGCAAGAGGCAUUGAGAGCCAAGGCGGAAGAGAGGGAGGACGAGAAGAAGAUGAAGGCCGCGAGGGAGACUUACUACGCCAAGAGUGCGCAGGAAGAAGAGAGCAGAGGAGAGACGCGAUCUGGGAGCAGAUCGACGCCUUUCCGAGCCGCGGAAGGUACACCUGCGCCCGAGGGCGGAGAGAUCCCUUCCGCUGAACCCGCCCCGGCUAUGCCAGGCACAGCCGAUCCUGGCCUCACAUCAGUCGUGAGCGCGCCGGUCGUGCAGGCUCAAGCGGAGUGGGCUAGAGCCAUUGGCAACAUCCUGAGCACCAAGUGCGCCCUCAUUGCCACGGGCUUCAGUCCUGCAGAUAUCGAGAGAGACGUCCUCGCUUUCGAAAGCAUUGAAGGUGUGAUGGGAGAGUUCGAGUGGCUGAUCACUCCUGGGGAGAACACCUUUGCAAGUCAACAAUGGGUCAUCGGUGAGUGUCCAAAGCGACAAAAGUGGCUUCGUGAUGAUUUCUGACACAUGUUCCAUCCAUUCACCUUCAGCGGACUUUGACCCCCGCGUCGCUGUAAAGGCUAAUUGGGGCAUCUGGGCAGUGCGUGGAAAGACCUACAAUAUCAACCCGCGACGUGCGAGCUUCAUGGACCGCUUAGAGGAAAGCGCAGCAGAAAGUUGA